CAGGUCCAUGGUGCCCGUUCUGCAGGGAAUGCCCUGUGCAGGGAAUGUUUGCGAAGGGAGGAGCCGCACCUGCGGCCUUGCGUGCUUUGAGCUCUCAUGGUGGCCUGGUCCGUCCGGACCGUCCGUCCUGAGGCAGUGUGCUAAUAUCGGUUCCAUUCUUCUCCCUCUGAGCUGCUUCAUGUCCACCUUGGGUCCACAGAGGAAUGAUAUAGCCAUGUGUAGCUAUCAAUUGACGCAGCGGGCCUAGUCUUCAAACAAGCGUCCACUUUAACUUGAAAGCUGGGCUUGUUCUGUUCUGUUGGCUGAGUGUCUGGUGCAUAAGUCGGCGUGACAGGAGCUGCCUCUGAUCCAUAUCCAGUUGCAGUUUGUUAGUGAUGCAUCUCGCCAAGGAGGCGGGGGCAACAUCAAAAAAUUCCGAAUUGUGGUGAUAAGCACUUGAGCCCUGGGAUCAAUCUAGGUUCUGCUUUCAACCAUGUCCUCAAGCACAAGCAAGAAGCUCAGCCCUCCUAGGCACCGCCAUGACGGGACCUCCCCUCUACCACUAGGGCUGGAUGCAAGCAGACCGCCAAGCCAAUGGACCGGGAAGUCCACAAUUUGGCCCCACGACGCCGGCGGUUGGAGCUACUGCGCCAUGAUCCCGUCAUUCACCACUUCUCCAAACCGCGCCGGAGGAUCGGACACGCAGCCGAUCGUGUUCUACCGCGUCCAAGUUGGGAUCCAGUCCCCGACUGCAGUCAGCACACUGCGGGGCAUCCUGCGCCGGUUCAGUGACUUCCUUAAGCUGCAUCUUGCGUUGAAGAAAGCGUUUCCUCGCAAGAAGAUUGCAGCUCCGCCAUCCAAGAAGCAGCUCAGGCUCACAUGGACGGCACAGCUCCUCGAAGAGAGACGACGAAACUUGGAGGAAUGGCUGCAGCAGCUGUUGGAAGACCUGGACAUGUCACGAAGCGCGCCUGUUGCUGUGUUUCUGGAGCUCGAGGCGGUCGCUCGUCAUGCUGCAGCCGUCUCCUCUGGCGACGAGAUCCCCGCUACCCCAACUCUCAUCCCCGGCUCCAACCAGUCGGCGCUUGCGCCCUCCCUUCCCAGUCCGUCCAACAUCGGGUCCGCUUCUUCCUCUCUCCCCGAAUCUCCCCCCUCUUUCCAAGACGGCGCCCUCUUUGGAAGCGCGACGCCGAUGAUUGCCAGUUCCGAUGCGGAGGACAGCGAAGCGGAAUCGACGGCCGGAAGAGGUGGCGGGAGGUUUGACGAUCCGGGCCGGGGACUGGGUCGGGUUACGGAGUCUCAGUCGGAUGAGAGUGUGAAUCGGGGGAAGGAGGCGAUUGCGAGGGCGGCGGCGGCACGGGCCGCAGUAGCAGCUCUGAAGAACAUGUCGAAAGAAGGGGCAGAAUCAGGGGGGGAGUCGAUGAGUGACCUGGAUAGAAGCGGAGCCACGCCGGGCGAAAACGGGAUCCAUACUGAGAGGCCGGAGGGGGGAAGCUUGCAAACGGGUGAGGAAACGGGGGAUCGAGAAGCCCUCCGUAAUACCCACGAGGCGACCGGAGGAGAGGACGGGUUACAGAUAGACAUGGCCGGUCUGCCGAACGUGCGGGUUCCGUCUUCUCAGCCAGCCCCGUCCCCGAGCAAAAGCGUGGGAGUUCCACGGACCGCGAGUCUGCCGCCGCACGCCGGCCCGCGCCCGUCCAAACUGGGCGCCAGGAAGGGGGGAGAAGUGGUCGGUACGGAGAACCGGGGGGGCGUGGCGGGGACCAGUGGCGAGGCGCCAGCUGGCAGGCCGCUGGCGCACCGGAGGCAGUUGUCGACGAGCAGUGACAUCAGCACGAGCUCGUGGGGGGUAGGAUCGGAGGCGAGCGGACUGGAGGCGUUUGACGUGCAUGGUGGGGGGUUGGUCGCGGUGGGGGAGAUGAGCAAGGAGCUGAAGCUGGCGCUGCCGCUGGAUCAGAGGGGCGCGGUGCGGCGCAUGCUGGGUGCGCUACAGCGGCGGUUGGCGGCAGCGAAAGCCGACAUGGAGGACCUGAUUGCCCGGCUGCGGCAGGAAAGCGCGCUCACCGAGUUUCUGCACAGCAAGGUCAAGGACCUCGAGGGCGAGCUCGAGAGCGCGCGGGAGAGCGGCCGCGAGACGCUACGUCAAGCCAUCACCGCGGAGCGGGAGCGGUGGACGGCGGUACAGUGGGAGGUCGAAGAGGCGCGCGUGGCGCAGCAAGCGGCAGAGGACGAGGCGGAACGGGAGCGCGGGAUGCGGCAGGAGCUGAGCGAAAAGCUGGAGAAGUGGGAGCACGAGAAGGCGGAGCUGGAAGGGCAGCUCGAAAGCGCCCGGCAGACGGCCGAGGCACUGGCGGCGGAGCGCGACGCGCUUGACGCACAAGCCCGCGCAGACAAAAAGGUGCUCGCGAAGGAGAUCCAGAAGCUGAGGAAAGCGCAGCCGGCGUUGAAAGAGGAGGCGGAUGCAGCGGCGCGCGCUCGGGACCGGCUGGAAGAGGAACUAGCGGUGGAGAGAAGCAGGCAACGGGGGGCGGCGCAGUCGCGUGCGGCAUUGCUUCACGAGGUCGCAACGUUGCGACAAAAGCUGGCUGAGUCGAGCGUGGAGCGCAUUGCCAAGGAGGACGACGGGCAGGGGCGGAAGCAAGGGAACGGGUUAGCCACUGACAGCGUCGAGCUGCUGGCGGUUAGCGAUAACCGGAUUGGGUGUCUGCUGGCUGAGGCGCAACUGCUGAGUGAGGAGGUCGACCCUGGCGAUCCAUCUAGAGACCACGCCGACGAAGCUUCAGCACCCAGGCCCGAAGAACCCGGAAGCGAGGCUGCAGUCCGGAAAGUCCUGGCAGAGGUUCUGAUGGACAAUGCGCAGCUGCGGCGGGCGCUGAACAGCAGCCUGAGAGCGCUUUUCACGGCUCCCAAAACGCCGUUGGGCGGGGAAGAGAACGGGGUUGAAACAGCAAAGAGGAGCGGGAUGCUCAGCCGAUUCUUGCAAUAGUAGGCAGCUUUCAGUGUUGCCAGUUACGCAGACAAUUCAGAGGUUCUGUAUGACGCCUGACGAAGCGCUUAUAGCCCGCAUCUGAAAAGGCAUCUUGUAGAUUCAAGCUUCUUGGCGCCUCCCAUAUGUGAUUACAUUGAAUGGUCCUUUUUCGUAAAGGUACGUGCCUCUAACGUGCCGAUACUGGUGUACCGUCAGGGCCGGG
Molecule: messenger RNA, 3170 nt
Organism: Klebsormidium nitens
Lineage: Eukaryota; Viridiplantae; Streptophyta; Klebsormidiophyceae; Klebsormidiales; Klebsormidiaceae
Source: the annotation of a GenBank genome assembly